Didymosphaeria variabile is the source of this 783-nucleotide messenger RNA. RefSeq lists its product as uncharacterized. The record is from RefSeq and is a predicted model, not a curated record. The coding region runs from base 1 to 783 and encodes 260 amino acids. Lineage: Eukaryota; Fungi; Ascomycota; Dothideomycetes; Pleosporales; Didymosphaeriaceae. The transcript has 2 exons.
AUGUCCACGACACGACAGACCAUGAAAGACAUGACGCCUUCAGCGAUUAGCAUGAAGCAUGUAGGCCCACAGACCACUGCGUACCGCAAGAAAGGCAAUCGGGCAGACCUACGGAAGUGCAUGUUCUGCCGGAGGGACAAACAGAGGUUCCGCCAACACCAGAAGAUACGCGAGGGCCAGGCGGACGAUACAACUAACAUAGGGACUUCGAAUUCGAAAUUGCCAUAUGCGACGCAGCGAACACUGUCCGCAACGUCCACAUCGAAGAGUACCAGCACCGACCCACUAUACUCGUCAACCAACGACAGUCUCGAGGCAUUAGACUCAGACCAUGGAGAUGUUGCUCGGUUGGCAGGAUCAAACCGUUGGACAAGCAUACUUGAGUCCGACUUCGAUGCGGCGUCGCUUACUGUACAAGGAGACCCUUUGAACGUAACAAGCUUACACUUCCCAGUAGGUUCGUUUACAGAUAUGACGUAUGCACAGUCUGAGCGUUCAAACUCGCAAGAGGCUUCGCCAUUCGCAAGCUACUGCCCUGAACCUGGCGUACCGAUAUUCUCCCUAAAGAUGACGCCGUCAGAUCCAUACAUGAUGAACGCUACCGAAUACAAACUGGAUCAACGAAUGGGCAGUCUAUACGGAAAUCCUCGCACGUAUGAAAAAGUGUGCAGUCAGAAGUUGGGUUACACACUAGCAGAGUGGUACAGAGAGGACGUGAGACAGCUAGCCCAUUGCGUACGUGUAGACUAUCCCGCCGCUCAGCCUUGUAACAACGGCUGUUGA